Molecule: messenger RNA, 3131 nt
Organism: Phoenix dactylifera (date palm)
Lineage: Eukaryota; Viridiplantae; Streptophyta; Magnoliopsida; Arecales; Arecaceae
Product: cytochrome P450 710A11-like
Biological process (GO): sterol metabolic process
Molecular function (GO): iron ion binding; heme binding; oxidoreductase activity, acting on paired donors, with incorporation or reduction of molecular oxygen
Source: RefSeq, a predicted model, not a curated record
CUGCAACAGCUCUGGUACAUUGUGUACGAGUUUAAUAUCUUUUAAAUGAAUAUUGUUUAUAGUCAGAAAGCAAGAACUCUUUAAUAAUUUCUUUAUCUUGAACCAAAUUGUCACAAGCAUCUUUUCUUCUCUCUGAUAGCUGCUCUGCGUGCAAUUCUACCAAACCGACACUCCACCUUUAGACAAGCUUGGCUCUUUUCUUAUCUAGCAUAUCCAUUACUUUGAAGAACUUUUCAGCAUCAUGGAUCCAGUAUAAAAUGGCCUCAAUAUCAAUCUUAAGACAAUAGUUUUUGAUCUCCUGAACAAAUCUUGCUUCCUUUGGAUAUGCUGCAUUCCCUCCAUCUUCAUCGUUUGAAUCAUCAACAUAGGCUGGCUACCUAUGUUGAUUUGUAGGACUGCGAUGAUCUAUAGGCUGGUCGCGAGCGAGAUCUCCAGCAUAGUUGUUCCCACCUUCUUCACAAUGUUUAUCGGCAUUAAGCCCUCGCAAAUCCCUUCAAGCCCCCAAUCAAUCAUCUAGUAUUGAGCCUUCAACAUUGCUCAAAGAGCCUCACCAUAUCAUACCGUGGGCAAGCUCUAAUACCAAUUGACGCAGAAUGAAAAUGCGUUGGGCUAGAAGCACUUAGACAAGUUUGCUAAAUUGAAGAAAAUCUCUAAAAAAAUUAUUAAUGCUGAGCUCUCUCUCCCAAGUGGUUACAAUGAAUAUUUAUAGAGACAUUCUCUUUCAUAAGAAACUGCUGAUGAAGAAAAGUGCCAAGAACAAAAUAUGAUCCUCUAAUUAAUGAAAUAUUAUCCAGUUAAUUAUGGCAAGAAGACAUACCAAAUAUAGCAUAUCCAAUGAUCUCUAAAGUAAUUAUAGCGAUAAUCAUUAAAUUAGGAAGCCGUGAUACUCGCGCAGACUCACCUUCUAAGAGGAUCGCGGUUGUACCCUUCGCGUGGAAGAAGAUUCACCUUCCUUCGCACGACUCUACCGUUGGAUCAUCUGCUCGCUUUGAGAUUCGUGGAGGUGGAUGCAUGGCGGAGUUCGGAGCGGUUUGACAGCGGUGCAGUAGGUGAUCCAACGGUGGGCGCGAAGGCGCAAGGAAGCAACAGCAGUCCCCUUCCAGAAUCGGGACGGUAGAAAAGCGCGCGGAGAUACCAAAAAGCCACACCCAACACCACCUCCCCUUUCCUCCCCUUUUCCAAAGGCGAGAGGAGGGGUGGCGAAGCAGAAGCGAAACCAAUAGAAACGCCGCGAGGAAACCGAGAGAGAGAGAGAGAGUGUCAGCGGUGAGUCAUAGCAGGACCCGACAAGCCCGAUCCAGCAACAGCAGUAUAAUUCACUUCAGGAAAUCGGGGGGAGAGAAGUAGGAGGCGAUGGACGCAAUUCAGGUGGAUGUUGAUACCAUCCGGCGAGCCCUGGCGGCCUCAGGCCCCUACCUCCUCUGCUUCCUUGUCCUCUUGGUUCUUUUGGGGCAGCUCUCCUACCUCCGGAAAAAAGGGCCCCUCCCCGGUCCACACUUUAUCGUCCCCUUCCUCGGCAGCGCGGUGCCUAUGAUCCUCAACCCCACCAGGUUCUGGGAGCGGCAGGCCGCCCUUGCCAAGUCCUCUGGCCUCGGCUUCUCCGCCGACUACCUCGUCGGCCGCUUCAUCCUCUUCGUCCGAUCCACGGAGCUCUCCCACAAGAUCUUCGCCAACGUCCGGCUCGACGCCUUCCACCUGAUCGGCCAUCCCUUCGGCAAGAAGCUCUUCGGCGAGCACAACCUCAUCUACAUGUUCGAGCAGCACAAGGACCUCCGCCGCCGCAUCGCCCCUAACUUCACCCCCCGCGCCCUUUCCACCUAUCUCGCCAUCCAGCAGCGCGUCAUCCUCUCCCACCUCCGCCGCUGGCUCGCCCUCUCCUUCCCCUUCAAGCCCUUCCGCCUCCGCCUCCUCUGCCGCGAUCUCAACCUCGAGACCUCCCAGACCGUCUUCGCGGGCCCGUACCUCCCCCCCGCCGCCCGCGACCAGUUCAACCGCGACUACAAUCUCUUCAAUGUCGGCCUCAUGGCCAUCCCCUUCGACCUCCCCGGCUUCGCCUUCCGGCGCGCGCGCCUCGCCGUCGCCCGCCUCAUCCAGACCCUCUCCGGCUGCGUCUCCCAGAGCACGGACCGGAUGCGCGCCGGCGAGGAGCCCUCCUGCCUCGUCGACUUCUGGAUGCAGGACAUCCUCCGAGAGAUCGCUAAGGCGGAGGACUCCGGCGUCCCCCCGCCGCCGGAGACCGGCGACCUCGAGAUCGGCGGCCACCUGUUCGACUUCCUCUUCGCCGCCCAGGACGCUUCGACCUCGUCACUGCUGUGGGCGGUGGCGCUGCUGGAGUCCCAUCCGGAGGUGCUCGACAAGGUCCGGGUGGAGGUGGCGGCGCUGUGGUCGCCGGAGUCCGGGGAGCCCAUCGGUGCCGAGCAGCUCCGAGGGAUGCGGUACACGGAAGCGGUGGCGCGGGAGGUGGUGCGGCUCCGGCCUCCUGCGACGAUGGUGCCGCACAUCGCCGGGGAGGCGUUCCCCCUAACGGAGUGGUACAGGAUCCCCAAGGGGACGAUUGUGUUCCCCUCGGCCUACGAGUCGUCGUUCCAGGGGUUCAUUGAGCCGGACCGCUUCGAUCCGGACCGGUUCUCGGAGGAGCGGCAAGAGGACCGGGUCUACAAGCGCAACUUUUUGGCCUUCGGGGCAGGGCCCCACCAGUGCGUGGGCCAACGCUACGCCAUCAACCACCUCCUUCUCUUCAUCGGAAUGUUCCUAUCGCUGAUCGACUUCAAGCGCCCCAGGACGGACGGCUGCGAUGACAUCUCCUACGCUCCCACCAUAGUACCCAAGGAUGAUUGCCAGGUGUACCUCUCGCAGCGCUGCAACCGCUUUCCCUUCUCCUGAUCUGAGGUGUGCUUCAUGCUGGUUGGAUUGGCCUGGCUCUUUACUCAUUUGGUCUAUGCGGGUGGUCGAUUUAUUUAUUUCUUUUUAGGUCUUCCCUGGUCUGGUGUUUGGUGGCGAGGAAGGAUUGCUGCGCGACAGCAUCCGAAAUUGAACGCUUGCACGGGCAGUUGAGUUUUGUGCUUCUAAAAGCACGAAGGGCAUCAGCUGAUGAUCCAGAUAGCAAAAGGAAGGAGUUGUGUCGAUCCUCA